Messenger RNA from Amphiprion ocellaris (clown anemonefish), 4070 nucleotides. RefSeq names its product syntrophin, gamma 1 (gene sntg1). Gene Ontology annotation, molecular function: structural molecule activity; protein binding. The transcript is spliced from 19 exons. Lineage: Eukaryota; Metazoa; Chordata; Actinopteri; Pomacentridae. The coding region runs from base 919 to 2496 and encodes 525 amino acids. Gene Ontology annotation, cellular component: intracellular anatomical structure; dystrophin-associated glycoprotein complex. The record is from RefSeq and is a predicted model, not a curated record.
CUCUGUGAAAUGUUAGUGCGUCUUCAGCAGGGGUGUAAUGUGGGACGGAGCAGCAGGCGUCCAUGAAAACAGUCAAAAAAAUGAAUAAAUAAAUAAAAAAAGAAAAGAAAGUAGGAUCAUGUAAUAUUGAUGGAUCCAGAGUUGAGCGGUUGCCUUGGGUAAACGGAGAGACGACUGACGCGCGCCGAACCAGCCGCAUGUGAUUUCCAGCCUCAGUCAUUUUGGCAGCACGAUGCGAGAGAGAGACAGACACGGAGCUGUGAAACUGGACCCUCUGCCAGAGAUGUCGACGGAGAGGAAUCCCUGAAACCACCGCUGCCCAGGAAAUAUGGACAAAUCUGGUUUUGUGUGCGAGUGCGGGCUGUUUUCUGUCGGUUUUCUGCACAUUGCUACACUGUAGUGGACCAGGAUGCCGUGUGGGCGACGCUGCCACAAGGGAUACAUUGUGAUUUCGCAGAGAUGUUUUAGCAACCGUUGCAUAAAUUAAAAUCAGAAAAAAAAGAAAAAAAAACCCCUGAGGGAUUAGAGUCCGAAGGGAUCUAAAAAGACAUCACCACCUGUUACCAGAAAAUCAGCCCUCGAGUGGUUUUAGCGUCAGAAUGACACCUUAGCCACGUCCUCCUCCUGUUCCUGCAGCACGGCCACCGAACACGGACCUCCGGCACAGAAACCGCACUACAGGACAGCUCCAUUCUGCUCUCUAGCUCCAGAUCCACCGGGAAUAAUCCUGCAACUCCUACAGCCAGCCUGGAGAAGUGACAGCAUUGCGCUCCCACCGUCCAACUCUGACAGCCAUGAUUCGGGAAGGCCCUCUGCUACGGCUCAGAUCAGGGAUCAACUCGCUGCUCGAUGGCUAGACCUCACCGUCCUAAGAGCUGGGGGCCUUUCUGCUGAGUAUCCCUCACUGCAUAGUAGCACAUGGAUUUCAAGACUUCAAAUGAAGAGACAAAGACUGGGAUUUAUUUGAUGCAAGAAGGUAAUGAGGAGCCGUUUAAUAUUCGACUGCACUUGGCCAAAGAUAUUCUGACCAUUCAAGAGCAAGAUGUCAUCUGUGUGUCAGGAGAGCCUUUUUAUUCAAGUGAGAGGACUGUAACGAUCAGGAGGCAGACGAUUGGAGGGUUCGGCCUGAGCAUCAAGGGUGGAGCAGAGCAUAAAAUCCCUGUUGUGAUUUCAAAAAUAUCAAAAGAACAAAAAGCUGAACUGUCUGGGCUGCUCUUUAUUGGAGAUGGCAUCCUUCAGAUAAAUGGAAUAAACGUCAGAAGUUAUCGCCAUGAGGAAGUGGUCCAGGUUUUGAGAAAUGCCGGCGAAGAAGUGACUCUCACGGUUUCCUUCUUAAAGAAGACUCCAGCCUUUUUGAAACUGCCACUGUGCGAGGACUGCACAUGCAUCCCCAGUGACCAGAGUAGUGGGACCUCCUCCCCUCUGUGUGAUAGCGGUCUGCACUUGAAUUAUCAUCCCAACAACACGGACACGCUGUCCUGCUCGUCCUGGCCCACGUCCCCAGGGCUUCGCUGGGAGAAGAGAUGGGUGGACCUGCGCCUUAUUCCUCUGCUACAUUCGCGCCUGUCGCAGUACAUCCCCGGCUCUGACGUCUGCAGGAAAAAUGCUUUCCAGGUCAUAGCUGUGGACGGAGUUUGCAGUGGAGUGAUACAGUUUCCCGCAGUUGAAGACUGCUUGGACUGGCUUCAGGCAAUAGCGAGCAACAUUUCUGGUCUCACCAAGCACAAUGUGAAGAAGAUUAACCGAAACUUUCCAGUUAACCAGCAGAUUAUCUACAUGGGCUGGGUCGAUGAGAAGGAGCAGGACUCCGUUCAGGACCGAAUGUAUUCACCAAAGUUCCUCGCUUUGAGGGGUUCCUCACUCUUCAAGUUUUCAGCACCUCCUGUGACAACAUGGGACUGGACCAGAGCAGAGAAAAGCUUUACCGUGUACGAGAUAAUGUGCAAGAUUUUAAAGGACAACGACCUUCUGGACAAGAGGAAGCACUGUUUCAGCGUCCAGACGGAGACCGGGGAGGACAUGUUCUUCAGCGUGGAGCUGGAGUGCGAGCUGCUGAUCUGGGAAAAGGCUUUUCAGAUGGCCACGUUCCUGGAAGUGGAGAGGAUACAGUGUAAAACGUACGCCUGUAUCAUGGAGAGCCACCUUAUGGGACUCACAAUUGACUUCAGCAUGGGCUUUGUGUGCUUUGAUGCCGCUUCAAAGGCAGUCCUGUGGAGAUACAAGUUCUCCCAACUUAAAGGAUCAUCUGAUGAUGGAAAAAGCAAAAUUAAAUUUUUAUUCCAAAAUCAAGACUCCAAAUCUAUUGAAGCAAAGGAGCUGGAGUUCUCGAACCUCUUCGCCGUGCUUCACUGUAUUCACGCGUUUUUUGCUGCCAAAGUUGCUUGUCUGGACCCGAUGUUUGUGGAGAGCCAAGGCACCGCGACUACCACUGGGAUUCCUUCUCUCUCCAGCCUCUCGUGUAAUUCACAGACACCUAAGCUGAAGUACACCACUUGACAGGUGCUGCUUCCUCCGGACCCCUUUGAAAAAGAAACUGCACUUAAUCAUGAACGUGGCCCGACACGGUGGACAGGAGAGCUGGCAGGAGCUCAGACUGGGACGCUAUGGACUCACUGGUGGAACUAAAGACCUCUUCAUGAGUGAUUCGCUUGAUAUCUCUGCAGAUUUCUGGGAUUUCUGGACCUAAACAUGAACCUCUACUUUGAAUAACUUGACAAGAUGGACACAAAAUGUGUGAAAAUGUUUUUAAAUGAUUUUGUCUUUCUCUUGAGCCUCAGACAUCCUUACUAUCAACACAUCAAGAAAAAUGCAGUUCUUUUCCUGAGUUAGUCUGCUUUUCUAUCUAAUUUUACUGAAAAUCUAGAGUUGAAGCAAACUAGAUUUUAGCCUUUCUUCCCACUUCAGAUGGUACAUCACUUGAUGAGGAUAAUUCUGGACUCUGGAUAAGAUGAAAUGAUGUGUUAUUCUGAUGACAUGUUUCUUUAUUUGGUGUGUUUUUAAGGUGAACACUUUUAUUCAUAAUUGAAUUUGCAGUAGACCACUUUUUUCCACAGGUUGAUUAAAACUAAAAGACUAAAUGGAAACACAGGUCUGAUCUUAUAAAACAAAAUCUCUUGAAUUUUGAGUAAAUGUAAUUACAUGGACGUUUGCUGGCGGCAUCGGUGAACUCAAUUAAUGCCUUAGGCUGAAUUUCGUUUCUUUUUUUCUUCAUAUGAGGUAAGAAUUAUAUCUGUCUCCUGAAUUACUGGAUAGAAUGAUUAGAAACACCUUCCAUCAUGUUUAUAGCAUUUUUUUCCCCAAACUUGAUUAUGUAAAUAAACACUGACAUUGAAAUGAACUCAAAGAACUAUGAAUUACGGUGAUUACUUGAGGGAUUAUUUGUAGGGAUUAUGGCAUUUGUUAAUUUGAUGUGCACCCGAGGCGGCUAGGUAGAUAGCUCAUAACCUCAUGCUCUCUUCAUCGUUUACUCUAUGGACCAACUUAGAAGAGCAAAAUCAGCUAUGGUGUAUUUUUGGAAUAUUUUAUCUUUUCUUUGACCUCAGCUUGUAAAUAUAAUAGAGAAAAACUUUCCAUUGACAAAUGAGAAAACACUGGGAGGAGAAUAUAGAAAUAUGUAGCAUUGUGGCCUCCAAAGGAUUGAGAUAGCCCUUUAAACUUCACUCUGUAUAAAACUGUUUAUAAAAGCUGCCGAGUGGCAACUAAACUAUCAUUCAAAAAGAGUUCAGGUCAAUUAGCGCAAUUAGUCAUGCUCUUACCUUCCAUUUACAAAGAGGAGUCCAAACAGAAGAGGCCCAUGGGUAAGUAAACUCUAGAGGAUAGCAAAUUAAAUGGGGUCAGUAAAGUGCUUUGUACUGUGUGGCCUUGUUAAGCUGAUAUGAGUGUCUGAUGGAAACUAAUGGUGCAGUCUAUGCAAAGAAAGUCAGUGAUGCUUUUGUGCUUUAAAAUUACCUUGGUCGCAUAUACCCUUAUAACACAGGAUCUAGAGAGUGAGGUUGAUUUUAUUUUUUGCAGAUGUUUUAUUAACAAAUAUGCUGUGUAAUAAAUUAAUAAAUGAGACCUUUUAUAUUGUG